AUGCGCAAGAACGUCUACGUCACGCCCAAGAGCUUCCUGUGCCUUAUCGAUUUCUACAAGGUGCUUUACGCGAUCAAGUACGACGAGAUCAACGUGCAGGAAAGGAGCGUCAACGUCGGCUUGCAGAAGCUGAAAGAGGCUUCCGAGUUCGUGGAGAAGCUGAAGGUCGAGCUCAAGGAGCAAGAUGUGGUCCUGAGGGCGGAGGAGAAGAAGACCACAGCGCUCCUUGAGAAGGUCAUGGCCGAGAAAGCCAAGGCGGACAAGAAAGCCGAGCAGGUGAACGCGCAGAAGGCGGACUGCCAGGCGGAAGCCGACAAGAUCAACGGUGAGAAGGCCGAGGCCCAGAUCGAGCUGGACAAGGCAUUGCCUUUCCUGCACGAGGCCGAGUCUGCCUGCAACUCCAUCACCAAGAAGGAUAUCACUGAGAUCAAGACCAACAACAAGCCUGUGGACAUCAUCAAGCUGACCUUCGACGGUCUGCAGAUCCUACAGUCGAAGCCGGUCAUCUCGGUGAAGGUAGAUGACAAGCUCAUCAACAAGGUGACUGCAUCCUUCAUCAUGGACAGCUACGAGGAGUUCUCCAAGAAGGAUCUGCAGGACAUGAACUUCUUGAACAACAUCUUGGACUUCGCGGCCAACGAGAAGGACAACAUCAACGACGAGACCUGCGAGCUCCUGGAGCCGUACCUGCGCUUCGACGAGGAUGUGGCGAAGAAUUGGAGUCCUUGGCCCUUCAAGGCACGGCCCUCUUCUUCAUGA
Molecule: messenger RNA, 759 nt
Organism: Symbiodinium natans
Lineage: Eukaryota; Dinophyceae; Suessiales; Symbiodiniaceae
Source: the annotation of a GenBank genome assembly